Messenger RNA from Quercus robur (English oak), 816 nucleotides. RefSeq lists its product as uncharacterized. Lineage: Eukaryota; Viridiplantae; Streptophyta; Magnoliopsida; Fagales; Fagaceae. The transcript is spliced from 7 exons. Bases 1 to 816 code for a protein of 271 amino acids. The record is from RefSeq and is a predicted model, not a curated record.
AUGGUAGCAACUGGAAUUGGAAACACUAACACCAUCUUUGGUCAGAAACAAAAAUUGGAUAUUCAACGGCAGUUGAAGCGCCUCAACAAGCCUGCUCUUAAAUCCAUCAAGAGCCCAGAUGGAGAUAUAAUCGACUGCGUACAUAUCAAAAACCAACCAGCUUUUGAUCAUCCUUUCUUCAAGAAUCAUACAAUUCAGAUGAGACCAAGUUUUCACCCAGAAGGGCUUUCAUUCGAUGAUGUCUCUUCAAAGUCCGAGUCCCAAAUUACUCAGCUAUGGCACUUGAAUGGAAGGUGUCCUGAAGAAACUAUUCCCAUCAGAAGAACUAAAGAAGAAGAUUUAUUAAGGGCAAGCUCUGUAGCAAAUUAUGGAAGGAACAAAUACCCUCAGUUUGAUACCGCGGACACCAAGAAAACUGCUUUCCAAGAGAAUGCAAUAGUUUUUGUGACAGGAGAUAAGUAUUAUGGAACUAAGGCAACCAUAAACGCUUGGAAACCCCAAAUCCAGGAACAAUUUGAGUUCAGCUUGUCUCAACUCGAAAUCCGAGGUGGUGAUGCUCAUACAGAGAUUAAUGCCAUUCAAGCUGGCUGGAUGGUCAACUAUAAUGUAUAUGGAGAUUACAACUCUAGACUCUUCGCUUUUUUCUAUACUAAUAAAUAUAAAAAUAGAACUAGGGCCUGCUACAAUCUAUUGUGUUCACCUGGCUUUGUUCAAAUCAACAAGGAAAUUGCUCUGGGUGGAAGCAUCAACCCUAUUUCCGUCUAUGCUGGUUCCCAAUAUGAACUCCACUUCCUUGUCUGGAAGGUUUCCCAAUAA